UGUGCGCAUGCGCAGGGCGGAAGAACAAGAUGGCGGCGUCCACGCGCAGCGUCUGUGUGACUCUCAGUAAGAGUGUGUGGAGAAGAAGCACGUUCACCUCUUCAGGCGCGAGGAUUCAGACCGCAGCAGCAGCGCGCGCACAGACACACAGCAGCUCGCACACAGGAGGUUCCGUGAUCGAGAGCACAGACGAGUUCUGCUUUGUGGAGCGACUGAUUCCUCCGGUACGCGUUCCACCGCCACCCAAACACGCAGGCCCCGCCCCCUCAGGAUGGACCCCGCCCUCAGAAACCCCUCCGGCGCUGCCCUACACCAUCCGGCGCUCCAGAAUGCACAACGUUCCCGUUUACUCCGACAUCAAACACGGAAACCAGAAAAGCACCGUCGUGAGGAAGGUGGAGGGAGACAUCUGGGCUCUCAAUAAAGAUCUAAAGGGACAUCUGCAGCAGCUGACGGGCAGAGAGCCGCCCACCAAGGUCAACGAGGUCACCAUGAGCAUCCGCAUUAAAGGCCAGUUCGAUACGGAGCUAAAGGAGUGGCUGCUGAAGCUGGGCUUCUGAUCCACACAGAAUUAUUAUUAUUAUUAUUACUGAUAAACUUCAAUAAGAUUUAAUAAAGAACAGCUAUGAUUGUGUAUAACACCAGAUGUGUUUCCUGAUGUGUAUAGCUGUGUAAAAAUAAAGGUCCACUGCUAAACAGA
This is a messenger RNA of Clarias gariepinus (North African catfish), 700 nucleotides long. It is a transcript of the gene mrpl49, whose product is annotated as mitochondrial ribosomal protein L49. Lineage: Eukaryota; Metazoa; Chordata; Actinopteri; Siluriformes; Clariidae. Gene Ontology annotation, cellular component: mitochondrial large ribosomal subunit; ribosome. Gene Ontology annotation, biological process: translation. Gene Ontology annotation, molecular function: structural constituent of ribosome. The record is from RefSeq and is a predicted model, not a curated record. The transcript is spliced from 4 exons. Bases 30 to 560 code for a protein of 176 amino acids.